This is a messenger RNA of Anthonomus grandis grandis, 627 nucleotides long. Its product is annotated as ras-related protein Rab-23-like. The record is from RefSeq and is a predicted model, not a curated record. The coding region runs from base 1 to 627 and encodes 208 amino acids. The transcript is spliced from 5 exons. NCBI's taxonomy places the organism in Eukaryota, Metazoa, Arthropoda, Insecta, Coleoptera, Curculionidae. Gene Ontology annotation, molecular function: GTP binding; GTPase activity.
AUGCGUGAGGAGGAGCUGGAGGUCGCCCUGAAGGUGGUCAUCGUGGGCAACGGCGGAGUGGGCAAGUCGAGCAUGAUCCAGCGUUACUGCAAGGGAACCUUCACCAAAGACUAUAAAAAGACUAUUGGAGUGGAUUUUCUAGAAAGACAGAUUGAAGUGGACGGUGAAGAUGUGCGAUUGAUGCUCUGGGAUACGGCCGGACAAGAAGAAUUCGAUGCCAUUACAAAAGCGUAUUAUAGAGGCGCACAAGCGUGCGUGUUGGCCUUUUCUACCACUGAUAGGGAUUCGUUUGAGGCUGCACAUUCAUGGAAACUAAAGGUAGAAAACGAAUGUGGCGAAAUCCCCACAGUGAUAGUCCAGAAUAAAAUCGACCUUCUGGAACAGUCCGUAGUCAACCCAGAGGAGGCCGAGCUACUCGCAAGAGCGCUUGGCUGCAGGCUGGUGCGUACAUCGGUUAAGGAAGACGUGAAUGUGUCGGCCGUGUUCCGUCAUCUUGCUCAGCGCUGUCUCGCCGAACUCAGGGAUCCGCGAGAGGAGGAGUGCCCCAGUAAUGGACAUGGAGACUUUUUCUCGAUACGUCAGCCCGCGAUGCACCACAACGCCCUCAACAUAAGUACGUAUAACUAG